UACACACACGCAGACACACACACACACCCUUCCUGGAGGUGCUGGGAGCAGCUGCAGCAUUAGCGCCGGGAAGAGGAGCUUCGCCGUUGACUGGAGUUUGCCUUCCCCCCACCCCCCGCCCUCUACCCCACCCCAUACACACACACACACAAAACCCCUCCCCUUCGUACUCCGUUAAUGAAUGGAAGCUACGGCUACCGGAGCGCCGUCCGUCGGAUCGCCGCCGAGGCUGGAUGUCUAUUCUUGAAUUUCUUGCUUUCUAUGCUCUCAAUUUUCUUCCUCCUCCCCCUCCUCUCCCCCCCCCGCCCUCCUCUCCUGGCGUGCCGUUUGUCGGGAAAAAGGACGACGGGGUCUGGUGCUCGACGGGAUAAAGAUGGAGGUGAACGUGGCGUCGCCGCCGCUUGGCAUACUACUCGGCUUUCGCUGCCCGUCGGGCUGAAUGGAGCUGGUUAUUUUUCGGGGGGGUUUAGUUGGUGUUGUUUUUCUGCCUUCAAGAGGGCGCUUUUGUGUUAUUUUUCCUCCGAGGACGGGACGAGCUCUCCUGCGGUGAACUGAGGCAUUGUGGAAGACUGGGCCUCCUCUGGCUUUUAUCUCGCCUUUCUUUGCCCUGCUGGGCUUUAACAGAAAAGGAACAAGCGGAUCCCGAAAAGCACCAUUCACCCCCCCCCCCUUUUUUUUUUGCCUCUGAUGCCCCAUUUCCCUCAUCUCUACCCCUAGCCCCCCCCACCGCGCGCUCCAUCCCACACCUCUCAACACCCUCCCUCCUGCUCCCCCCUCCCACAUCAGAGCGGCUACGUAAUGUGCCUCCCAACGCAUGCAAAUGGGGAUGCUACAAAUGGUGGCUGGGUCCAAUGAAAGGGUGAUGCCUCGCGCAGCCGCCCGCACCACCAACCCAACGCCCGGGAGAGCCCUGCAGCCCAUGACAAGCAGCCACCGCACCGCCAUCAGCGCCGCCGUUUGGAGCCCCGCUUGUGAAUGAGACACGCGUGCGAGGGUGCAUGCCGCUUCCUGCCAUGUUUGGUGUGUGAUCGCUCUAGCAGGACGUUCUUACGGAUGCGGGGGAGGCACUGAGCCUCAGGUUGGUCAACCUCCCCCUGCACCCCUCCCUCUCUCCUCCCUUUUCCCACCCUCCUUCGUCCCCCUUUUCCCACCUUGGUAUCCUCACAAGCUCCCUCGUCUUCCACGUACCCCCCCUCCAAAAAAAAGGGGGUUACGAUGAAGAAGAACCGCAGCGGAAAUUUGCGGCGGGCCUGGCCCAACUCAGAGCUCGGUGAGCGCCCGCUGGAGCGCCAUCUCUCGCGGAGUGAGAAAGACAUCCGUGUGCAGAAGCAGCACCUUCCUCCCCCUCCUCCUCCUCACUUCUCGCCAUCCCCGCCAGGUUUUCGGGCACCAGGUGACGUGUCUCCCAUCAGUAUGUCGCCCAUCAGUCAGUCUCAGUUCAUCCCACUGGGGGAGAUCCUGUGCCUGGCCAUCUCCGCCAUGAACGCAGCACACAAGCCCGUCAACCAGGAGGCGCUAGUGGAGCACCUCACUGCCAGCUUCCCAGGCGUGCCUACACCCAGCUUGGAAGUCCUGCGACACACCCUGAACAUGCUGGUGCGAGAGAGGAAGAUCUACCCGACCCCAGAGGGCUACUUCAUCGUUACUCCCCAGACCUACUUCAUCACGCCAUCCCUCAUAAGGAGCAACAACAAGUGGUAUCACCUGGACGAUCGGCUGCAGGAGCGCCCAACUCAUCCGCAACAGCAGCAGCAGCAGCAGCCUCAGCAGUGCACUUCGCCCAAGUCCGGUAACGUCACGCCGUCCACGCCUGGUUGCUUGACAGAGAGGCCUUCACGCAAGAAUCAUAAUGACUCGUAUAAUUCCCGUCGUGAGGACACGGCUAGGCUUCAUGGCGCUGCUCUCCAAAGUAAGCCACCCAAGGAGCAGAAGGCUGAUUCCCAACCGAGCAAAACACCCAACAGCGGGGAGCCUCCUACAUCCGCCAAGGAGCAGCACCGAGGAGAACCGCCGUCUUAUCCCUACCCGCCUCCUCUCACUUCCCCCCCUGUCAAGCAACCCCUGCCUCAAGAGCCGGCAGAGAAGAGCAAAAGCGUCACGUCGUUCCCUUACAAAACGGACACCCUGACCAAAAAGAAAGAGGGAAGCUCUGGCAGUGGAAGUGGCGAAAAACAAUCCAAACGUUUUGGGCUCAGGCUUUUCCGUCUGAGCUUCAAGAAGGAUAAGAUGAGGCAGUUGGCCACCUUUUCGGCCCAGUUCCCCCCGGAGGAGUGGCCGCUUCGCGACGAGGACUUGCCCACCACGCCUAUCCCCCGGGAGAUAGAGAUGGAGAUCAUCCGGAGGAUCAACCCUGACCUGACGGUGGAGAACGUGGCGAGGCACACGGCCGUGAUGAAGAGGCUCGAGGAAGAGCGUACGCAGAAACACAAGGCGGGGUCGUCGGCCCAGCACAGCGCUCGCAGCCGGAGAGGGAGGGGCCACAGGAGGGCGCCACAUGGUAAGUCCCGCUCACACAGCAAACCGCGGACCUCCAGAGGGGAGCCAUCGGAGGGAUCCAACUGGGAUCUAUUGUUCAUGGAAAGGGAUUACCGCUUCUUUAGCCACUCGCUAGUGCGCUCACCUCGGGAGGCUAUGUACACCUUAGAGCGCAGGCGCAGUGGGGGCGCCACGUAUCUCGUCCACAGCAACCCCAACAUCACCGAGUCGUACUGCCCCGUCACGCCUGAGUGGGAUGUGUCCGGGGAGCUUGCCAAGAGGAGGACGGAGAUGCCGUUCCCUGAGCCGUCUCGGGGCACGUGCCAGUCCAGAGUGCAGAGGAGUCACAGUCACAAUCAGGACAGGAAGUCGCGUCAUGACAGGUCAGAUCAGGCUAAAGAGCGGUCGCGCUCCAUGGACAACGCCCUCAAAGGUCCUUCGCUUGGGCCGCCAGAGGACUUUGAGGCCAGCCUGGAGGAGCGCAGUCACUACUACACGGACGAUGGCACCCUGCGGGCCACACAGAAGUCUAGCCACUACUCAAGGAUCAUGUUCUCUGCUGCUAAGUUCCACUCAGAUUUUAAUGUGCCUGAUUUGGGGAAAGGGUGUGUGGACGAGUCGAGGCUUCGGAGUACGAUGGAGAGGAACAAAAGCAGAGACAGCUUGCCAACGUACAACGAGCUCAUGGGACUUUCUCCUAAGCCCUCCGCAGAUGAGUACUUCCAGUGCAAUACGUCAAAUGAAACAAUCCUAACUGCCCCUUCGCCUCAGGCUAAAUCAGAGUAUGACACGUUAACCUCAUCAGGGGGACUCCGAAAGGGCUCUCCGGCCGACCGCCAAACGCCUCACCUCACGUCUCCUCACAAGGUGGAGUACAAAGAGGAAUUGUCGGCGGCGAAGGGGCCGAGCGGCUCGGUCCGACUGACGCCGAGCCAAACGCCGGAGCCGGCGCAAAAUGCCCGCUUAACGCCGCACCAACACAGCGUGGACCCUGGAGGGGGUGGGGGCAGCCUGUCGAAGAAGAGGAAGGAGAUCUUCAGCAAGGACACUUUGUUCAAACCUCCACACAAUGCCUUGUCCGCAGGCUACGUGGACAGCAGCUACAGCAAGUCUGGCACAUUGCGGAAAGCCUCGCACGCCAAAUCAACAGAGGCCCUUGACAAUCCUGAGCCCCAGCAGCCUUCCAAUUCAGCCGCUUCCUCAGCGUCGCCUGCGCUCCUGCAGGGCUGCUUAGAGCCAACUGUCCCCUCCGCCUCCUUUGACUACUAUAACGUCUCGGACGACGAGGAUGACGAGGAGGCGGAAGAGGACUCGCACAAAGAGUUGGCCAAGGCGGAGGACAACAAGGACCGCAGGGAAUCGGGUGGUAACGGCGGUGGUGGCUGUAAUAGUGGAGGUGGUGUCGUCGGUGGUGGGGAGGGAACCAUAAAGUGGCUACUGGAGAGGGAGAAGGACCACGAGCUCCAGCGCAAGCUGGAGACCAAUCUGACCUUGCUCAGCCCCAAGGAGACCGACAACAGCAGCAGCCAGAAGUCGGCACACUCGGCCCGCUUGGACAGCAUGGACAGUAGCAGCGUCACGGUGGACAGCGGAUUCAACUCCCCCAGGACGCGUGAAAGCCUGGCGUCCAACACCUCCAGCAUCGUGGAGAGCAAUAGGCGGCAGAACCCGGCGCUGAGCCCGGGCCACAUCGGCACCAGCGGCAUGGGGCUUCCCUUCAGCUUCCGCGCCAUCCCGGAGCCGCCCGCCACGCAGCCCGACAAGCUCCAGAAGCCGUCCAACUGCCUGGCGUCCAUCACCAGCGUGUGAAGUGACGCGCCGUGAAGGUGAUGGAAGCUUCCACCACUUUGAGCCUCACCUUUUUGUUUUUUCUUCUUCCUCCGUUUUGUUCUUCUUGGUUUGGUUUCUGGUGUCACAUGAACACACAAUUUGGCACUACUGGGAAUUUACCGGGACUGUUACUAAAAAGAAAAAGAAAAACAGGCAUGGCUUCUAGAGACUGUUCCCACAGCUUCGACAAGAACUUCACUGCAAAAAACAAAAAAAAAAAAACAAAAAAGGAUUUGAAAGAAAAGAAUGGGAAGGAAGACUUUCUGGUCUGGGGAGGUGACUGCUAUCAGGGAGUAGUAGAGUAUAGGAUCCAAGUAACAUUUUUUUUAACAUAUAACUUCAGAAUACAUGUCCGAUUAAAUGUUCUUCUUCCUCAAUUAAGGCUCGCUCCUCCUUCAGGAGGCGUUCCGUGUAUUAUCAGCACAAUGUGGAGACAAGAAGAAGAAAGAUUAUACAAACAUGAAUCAGCUCCGAUUUGUGUGCCGCAAUGCAAAUGAUGUAAUGUAUACUCCAUACUUUUGAUAUCCUAAUUAUUAUAAUGGUGGUAUUAAAGAUGCUAUGUGACCAAAA
Messenger RNA from Dunckerocampus dactyliophorus (ringed pipefish), 4875 nucleotides. It is a transcript of the gene stox2a, whose product is annotated as storkhead box 2a. The record is from RefSeq and is a predicted model, not a curated record. The transcript has 4 exons. NCBI's taxonomy places the organism in Eukaryota, Metazoa, Chordata, Actinopteri, Syngnathiformes, Syngnathidae. Gene Ontology annotation, biological process: positive regulation of transcription by RNA polymerase II. Gene Ontology annotation, molecular function: DNA-binding transcription activator activity, RNA polymerase II-specific; RNA polymerase II transcription regulatory region sequence-specific DNA binding. Gene Ontology annotation, cellular component: nucleus; cytoplasm. Bases 1216 to 4284 code for a protein of 1022 amino acids.